Messenger RNA from Podarcis muralis (Common wall lizard), 3388 nucleotides. RefSeq lists its product as uncharacterized. Gene Ontology annotation, cellular component: nucleus. Gene Ontology annotation, molecular function: DNA-binding transcription activator activity, RNA polymerase II-specific; RNA polymerase II cis-regulatory region sequence-specific DNA binding. Lineage: Eukaryota; Metazoa; Chordata; Lepidosauria; Squamata; Lacertidae. The record is from RefSeq and is a predicted model, not a curated record. Gene Ontology annotation, biological process: regulation of transcription by RNA polymerase II.
GGAUUGGAGAAUCAUAAAGAAAAGAAAGACAGGAGGAGGAGGAGGUGGAGAGGACCAGAAAUCGUGGUGGGAAGGGGCUGCCUCCGUCCUUGCAAGCGGCUCCCAAGCUGCACGCAGGAACCGAGCUGCCUCCAUUGCAGAUCGCCAGCUCUUUUUUUGGGGGGGAGUCCCCCCUCCCUGUCACAAAAGGCUGGUGGGGUCCUCGCGCCGCCACGAAACGGCCUCUAAUAAAGAGCCACGCAGGGACUUUCUCAUUGUUUGAAUUGUUCGGAUCGGCACCCCAGAGCAGAUUUAUAUUCAGCACCCCCGGCUCGGGAUCUGCAGAUCGUCUCCUUUUUCUACCCCCACCCCCCACCCCUCGCUCCUGAACCGGACUUAUCAGGAGCCAGUGGCUUGCUGGCUUGUCAUCGGAUCAUGGAGGAUGCGUGGCUAGUUGCAGAUCCGAAUCAGAAGCCUGUUUACAGGGAAACUCACCAGGAGACCUGUGACAGUCUGGUGGCACUGAGACCUGCAAGUCCCAAACCCAAUGAGAUUUUCCUGGUAGAAGAAGAUGAGGAAACCUGUGUCCCGGCAUCUAUUAAUAGGGAGAAUGCCCGAAGAGCCACCUUAGCAGUCGAGGGACUGGGCAGUGAAGAGGAGGAGGAGAGCGACGAGGAAGAUGUCCAGCAGCAUGACAGCCCUGCGGUGGUGCAGCUGGAUGCCGGGAACUGCCAGAGUCUGCACUGGAGGGUGGUGCAGCAAGUGGGCGGCGGCAAGGUCCUGGCGCGGGAGGGGCCUCCCCUCAUGGUCCUGCAGAAGGGCUACGAGUGCGAGGACUGCGGCAAGGUGUUCAGCUGCAGCUCGCACUACAGCAAGCACCGGCGCACGCACACAGGCGAGCGCCCCUUCCGCUGCAGUGACUGCGGCAAGAGCUUCAACGUCAGCUCCAACCUCUACCGGCACCAGCGGGCGCACGCCAGCGCCGGCGCCAAGCCGCCGGCCCCUGCCCCCUCCCUGAUGCCCAGCCGCGGGCUGCCCUACCAGUGCGCCGAGUGCGGGCGCUGCUUCCGCCGCAACACGGAGCUGGUGACCCACCAGCGCCUGCACACUGGGCGCCUGCCCUUCCAGUGUGGCGACUGCGGCAAGAGCUUCUCCUGGAGCUCCCACUUCGCCCGCCACCUGCGCAUCCACACCGGCGAGAAGCCCUACCCCUGCGACGAGUGCGGCAAGCGCUUCAGCCGCAGCUCGCACCUCUACCGGCACCAGCGCACGCACGGCACCAGCGCAGCGGCCAGCGUCACCCGCGCCUACAUCUGCACCUACUGCGGGCGCAGUUUCAGUACCACGCUGCACUUUGACCAGCACCAGCGCACGCACCGCGGGCGCAAGCCCUACAAGUGCACACUGUGCGGCAAGGCCUUUGCCGACGGGCUGGCUCUGGUAAAGCACCAGCGGCUGCACCUGAUGGGAGGGGACCAGAGCCACCAGUGCGCCGAGUGCGGGCAGAGCUUCGGCGGGCGCUCGCAGCUGGCCCGCCACCGCCGGCUGCACGGCACCGCCGAACAGCCCUACGGCUGCGGGGAGUGCGGGCAGAGCUUUGGCACGCGGAGCCAGCUGGCUCAGCACCGCCGGCUGCACCUGUCGGCUGACAAGCCCUACCGCUGCGGCGAGUGCGGGCUGAGCUUCACCUGGAGCUCCCACUGGGAGAGGCACCGGCGCAUCCACACGGGCGAGAGGCCCUACUCCUGCGCGGACUGCGGCAAGCGCUUCGGGCGCACCUCCCACCUCUACCGACACCAGCGCACCCACGCCGGCGGGCAGCCCCAUGUCUGCCCGGAUUGCGGCAAGAGCUUCAACAGCACCUUGCACUUCCAGAGGCACCAACACACCCACCACCUCGAACCGGACGGCAGCCCGCUCCCCGGCCGGGCCUGCGGGGACUGCGGGAAGCCCUGCGCCGCCUCCGCCGCCUCCUCUCUGCUCAAGAACCAACACGCACAUGCGGGUGAGAGGCCGUACCCCUGCCCCCAGUGCGGGCGCCGCUUCCGUGACACAGAACAUCUCUACCGCCACCUCCGCAGCCAUGCCCACCGGGCAGGGGAGACUGUCCUCAUGCCGGCUUCUACACAGCGCAAGGAGUUUGUGCCAUGCUAAGGCGCUGAGGCCGGUUCGCCUGGCCGCGAGAGCGCUAGGCUUUGUGCUGGGGGGUCGGACGGAGACCCUGCCCAUGGCUGGCAGACGUUCAGUGCUUCCCAGGUGUCGUUUCCCUAGAUGUAAAGGCCCAGUCCAAAGUCCAUUGGUAGGGGCGGGUGCGCUUUGCGUUCUGGAGGUACGAAGCAAGUAAAAUGGGGCAGUAUCCCGUUCUUCCGUUCCGUUAGCAGGAGGGUUUGUGCGGCGUUUUCCUUUUUCCUGCCACUGCGCACCCCUUCCCAGGUCAGCGGGGUGGGGUACAAAUAAUAAUUUGAUUAUUAUUCUUCUUCCCAAAUUUCUCUGGAGUGUUGGGAGAACCCCUAAAGUAAUUUUAGGGGGUUGCGAGGAGAGGAAGAGAACAUUACUUUGCGCAAGCAAAAAUCCUUGCGUUGAUGGAGCAAUCGCAUAGCGUUACUUUGGAAUCAACCUGUGGCGUCCCUACUGGACCGAUUCGGGUCAGCAUAAGCAUAGGUGGAGUUUCAGGUCCCACUGAUCUUUACAUCAGGCACACUCUUUGCCUGCAAAAACGUUCUGUCCAAUCCUGCACCCACCUGACCUUGCCCAGUACGUUCCUCACCCGCCAGUGCUGCUUUGCAGCUGCUCUCCUUUGAGUUCAAGGUGGCUGCCGUUGGCUCCUCCGUUCCUGAGGGUAAGCUGUGUGAUUUGUGCUUCAAGUAGCACAUGCUGUCCUUGUGGAAGAGGAAAGGGCCGCUGGAGAUGGUCUGGGCGCAUCUGCACGCCAGGCCAAAGGCGCAGUUGCAGCAGCACGAAAGAAAGGAAGGCAAUUCUUCACCAGAACAAAUCGUGAAAAUCGCACACGGCUUGCAAAGCCGAUUCUGCGACUGCACAAUAUUAUUAUUUUUUUAUUUCCAAGAGUGUCUGUGGUGAGGAUUUGGAGAAGGGUUGGACCAGGCCUAGCCAACGUAGGAAGAGGAGGGUGGCAGCCAGCACCACAGGAAGUCACGUAGGACACAGAUGGUUGGCCUUCCAGGUGAUGUUGGACUCCAACUCCCAUCAUCCCUCACUGCUGGCCCUGCUGGCUGGGGCUGAUGGGAAUUGGUGUCCCACAACAUCUGGAAGACCUCAAUAGGAAAUUCACAAGAGUCCCAUUUCUGUGGUACAGAAGGCUUUAAACCGGGCUUCCUCAACCUCGGCCCUCCAGAUGUUUCAAGACUACAAUUCCCAUCAUCCCUGACCACUGGUCCUGCUAGCUAGGGAU